AUGGCCAUGGACUUCCUGAUGCUGGGCCGCCCUCAGGAUCGUUAUCAAAACAUUCUGGUAAUCACCGAUCUAUUUACCAAAUACGCCUGGGCAGUUCCGACGCUUGAUCAGACAGCCAACACCACCGCCACAGCUUUAUGGCGCCAUGUCUUUCAGACAUUUGGAUGCCCCGAGUUCCUGCACUCCGACCAAGGGGCGAAUUUCGAAUCCAAGGUAAUCCGUGAGAGGGUCCUGGCGAGAGAUAACCGGCGGCAGGGAAAGGGCAAGCUAAGCGAUCGCUGGGAGGCUAUCCCGUAUGUGGUCUGCAAACAGCAGAGGCCGGGACAACCGGUGUACACCAUCCGACCCGAGGGAAAACCUGGCCCCGAACGUGUGGUACACCGUAAUAUGCUUCGCCCUUGUCCGAACUACCCUGAGGCCGUGAUAGAAGGGCCCGCCGAGCCAGUACCGGAGGCCCCCUGGUUGGAAGGAUGGGCUGUGGUACCAGGGAGACCCAUGGAAACUUUUUCUCUUUCAAAUCCUGUGGGCCGAUUAAGAAAAUUCUAUUUAAUAUCUAAGACUGGAAUGACCACACCUCGAAAUAUUUGUGAACUGCAAAACUACACUGACUUUGUCACAGUUUAUGACAAAGAAGACAAUACAGAUCUAUGUAAAUUGAUCAGUAACAGUAACAUAAGUCUUCCAAAAAAUGCCUUUAUUGGUGCCCACACAACUAACACAAACUACACCAGCAAAUGGUCAAAUGGUGAUGACGUUACAUUCACUCAGUUAAAUGGGACGUGUGGGGAAGAAAAAAUAUGUGGAGCUGCUAUGAGAGCUAAUGGAUCAUGGGAACUUCUUCCAUACAAUACCACUAUAAACUUCAUGUGUUAUGAUGAAGGUAAUUAUGCACCCUCUGUUGUUUAUGUCUACAUUUUAAUCCCUCUAAACAAAACCUGGACUGACGCUCAGUUGUACUGCAGAAAUCAUCACACUGAUUUAGUCAGUGUCAGAAAUGAGAGAGAAAAUGAGAGAGUAAAGAGUAUGGUGAAUGACAGUGAAUUUCCUUUCUGGAUUGGCCUCCUGUAUGAUAACAUUGAAUGGUUUGAUGGAGGACAAUCUGCUUACAGAAAUUAUUCAAUAAUACCUGAUCAGAAUAAGUCAACGUUAUUAAAUAUACUAUCAGUCACAUCAUGGACACAAGGGACAAUGACUGGCUCAUACAAUGCUUUGUGCUACAAAAGCUUCAUUCAUGUGAGCUCUGAUGAAAUGUCUUGGGAGGAAGCUCUGGAUUACUGCAAUAGCAAUGCUUCUGGACGUCUGCGCAUCGAGUCAAAGGAUGAUCAGAUAGAAACAGAACGAGAAUUACGAAGACAGAAGAUUUCUGGUCCAGUGUGGAUCGGGCUUAGACAAAGUCGACUUUUUGGUUUCUGGAUUUGGGCCAAUGGGCUUUAUGUGGGACCCUGGACCAACUGGAAAGGAGGACGUCAACCAGAACAUCAGAAGUCUCUGUACUGUGGUGCCAUUGAGAAGGUGAAUGGUGUGUUCAAGUGGUCUGAUAGAGACUGCAGAUCUAAAUUUAGAGUUUUAUGUGAAGGGAAGUAA
Molecule: messenger RNA, 1584 nt
Organism: Paramisgurnus dabryanus
Lineage: Eukaryota; Metazoa; Chordata; Actinopteri; Cypriniformes; Cobitidae
Source: RefSeq, a predicted model, not a curated record